This is a messenger RNA of Bursaphelenchus okinawaensis, 3592 nucleotides long. NCBI's taxonomy places the organism in Eukaryota, Metazoa, Nematoda, Chromadorea, Rhabditida, Aphelenchoididae. The record is from the annotation of a GenBank genome assembly.
AUGGUCUCGGGCUCCUCAGAUCAGUCCUUCUUCCUUCACCAGAUCCAGCAGAAGCACUUGAUGGACGAGUAUCUCCGCCAAACAUACGGUCAGAGCAGGAGCGACCAGAUGGACACGUCCGAGACCUCGUUACCCACCUUUCUGGCCGACGAGAGUAAGAUAAAGCUGGAGAGUCAGACGGAGGAAGAGACUUCCACAAUAUGGUGAGUAUGACAAUAUAGUAUUAAGUACACCCCAGCCACAGCUCUACAAUCUCUAAGGAUGGGAUAGGUGUUUAGAUUAGUUUAGUUUAUGAUAUUGUGUUAGUAAUGUCAAAACAAACGUAACCAAGGCCCGAAGCACAAGUAAUAUAUUGUCUUUGUGGGGGUGGUUAUGACGUUGGCCGAGGGACUCUAGUGAACCCUGAACAAACAAUAAUGUUGUCACAUGAGAAUGUAAUUUUGAAACAAUUAGGCGCUUGCAAACCUUGUUCUAUCAGCUGUUUUGGCAAACCGGCUGUUACGUCACGAUAACAAAAAACACUAAAGACCUUAACACCUACUACAAGGAAGACCUUUUAGCCAAGUUACCUUUAAAAGUUUAAAAUUUAUAAACUUUCAAAGAUAUCAUUCAAUACGAACACUAUUACUAUGAGGUUUACAACCUUGACUUUGGCUAACAGAAUACUGUAGAAUUCCUAGCUGAUAAGAGGCGUUCAAAGACCAGCCAAUGUUGGUAGAAAUCGGUUUGUGACCUUUGAGUCAUAGCCAUCGUAGUACAGCUUAUUAAAACUUACCGUACUGUAAUGAGAGAUUAAGAUAAGUCGUAUGUAAUGAAGCAUUAACACAUAUUGUAUCAACACAAGUCUUUGUAAAUAAUAUUUGGAAUACGGUUAUUAAUCUAGCAUAAUAUUUUACUCGGUAAACAUACACACUAAGUCAUUCCGAACUAUAUUAAUAUCAUUUCAGUAGCGUGUGUAACGAUGAAGCCAGUGGAAGACACUACGGAGCCUUUACCUGCUUCGGAUGUAAAGGAUUCUUCAGGUAAGUCAUCCAUUACACAUACAGUAACCCUUUUUUUAGGCGGACGGUCCGCGCCAACAAGGUUUACACUUGUCGAUACGAAAAGCAAUGUCAGAUAGACAAAGGUAAUUUAUAUAUAGCUUUACAUUACUUAAGCGUGUAUUAAGAGUAUGGAAACUUGCGUUACAUUACUUUAAACCUGACUUUACAUUACUUUAAACCUGAUGUUACAUUACUUUAUGUCAUCCUUUCAGUCGGUCGUAACAUCUGUCGAUCGUGCCGUUUCCGCAAAUGUUUGGAAGUUGGGAUGGAGCCAGAUGGUAAGAUAACAUAACAUUAACGUAGAACUCGACCUUUUCAGCUAUCCGACCCGACCGCGACAAGACCGGUCGACAAAAGAACCCUCGCAAGUCGACCACCUCGAUCUCGUCGUGCAAGAGCAGUCAUGACAUCGAGGAGGACCGAAAGUCUCCAGUAUCGAGUUCGUCGAGUCAUACUGGCAGUGUGGACGACAACCUACAGUCCCAUUGCGAGACAAUGGCACCAUCUUCGGCCGCGCUGUCCCAAAGGGACCUUAUUCUUGGUACCCUUUUGCAAAUCGAGAAGAUCUGCGCUGAAAUCACCGACGAUCCCAAGCUACAGUCAUCGCCGCAGGGCAUUAACGAGCUGCACGACAUUGUCUUAAGGCCGUCCUUGUUGGGAGAGAGGAGUCCGGUGAGUAUCAUUUUAAAGAUUUUUUAAAAAUUUCUAUUUUUUGUUCAAAAGGUACAUAGUAUUAACUAUUAUAUUAUACCUUUUUCUCACAUUUUUUAUCAGUUUGCUUAUAUUGUUUGUACAGUAAAUAACCUUGUACAUAAUACGUUACCUCUUACCAUUCGAAACUACUAGCAUAUUAAAUUAGUCGCUUCAGCUGAACUAUGACGCCACCUCGGUGGUGUUCGGGGCCGAUGACUUGUGUGGCGGCAUCAGACGUCUCGUGAUUAUGGCCAUCGACUAUGUAAACACGCUGAAGCCGAUAGCUGACGUCUGCGUGGAAGAGAAGGUAAGAAGAGUUGUUUUUUGGGGAUAAUCUCGUCUCGUGGUCCAUCAAAUCCUGGUUCCUUCAGGGCCUAAUUCGCACUUUUGAACACAAGUGGAUAAUUAACUCUGUAUAGCAUUGUCUAUAUCUCUGUUGUGAACAACAACAUGUGUCUACAACGGUCUCGCUGAGUACUGUAACAUGCCUUAUACUUUGCUCUACAGAAGUACUAUAACGUUUUGGCCUCCAGCGUUCCCGACUAUAGUCUGAAAAACAACUAUAGUUGAAUGCACUUUCCGUUGGGCCAAAGGCCAGCGGGCCAUACGAGCGACGGCAGGGGGCUGGUGCUCUUUGGUCCCGCCGACCCGAUAGGUUGUUUUCGUCUCCACCGCUGGGCCUUCUGCGAGACCCCCUUACUUCCGGGAAAUCGGCCACAGGGGUCUCGUGGUAUACUUCGUUUUUGCUGUAACCCAAAAAGGGAAUCUGAGGGACGGAGAGAAGCACAUUGACGUCAGUGUUCCCCUUUCUGAACCCGCCAAAGCAGUAGACUUAUAAAUAUGUAAGGGGCACGGGACACGGUUUGCAGGAUUACAAUACACAAUAGAACGUUAAGUGGGCAGUGGUAGGGAUAAUACCUUCCUCUAGGUGACAAAACGUGUUAUACCACGCAUCUUGGAUUCAAAACUGUCUUUUGUCUCGGAAUGAUACCGGAAGAGCCAUGGUUCAGUAGAAAAGGCUUCAGUAGUACUUUGAAAUACGACCAACCCUAUUACAGUACAAUAUAAAAUACACAUACUUACAAUCAUAUUAAGUCAAGAAAACAAAGUAACCAACAACCAAUUUUCAGGUGAUCCUAGUCCGCUCGUUCGUCUCCAGCUUCAUCGUGCUGACAACCGUGCAGAAGAACGUAGUCGAAGGCAAAGCCGAGAAGAUUCUACUGCCAAACGGAUGCUACAUCGACUCCUCAACCUACCUGAGCUCGUUGUUCGCCAGCUGCCAACGAGACCUCUCCUGGCUCGACCUCAAGUUCACCUCCAUCAAGGAUAACAUCGUGGAGAAGCUGAAUGUGACAUUCGACAGGCUUCGGCUGGUGGACCAGGAGAUUGUGUGCCUGAAGGCAUUGAUGGCGUUGGACCCGAAUGUAGCUGGGCUAAGUGAAAACACUUCAAACGUGUUGAACAUCGCCAGAGAGUCUGUCCAGAACGCUCUGUAUCUGUAUCUGGCAGAACGGUACCCACUGAACGAGGCUGUAGCACGCUUUGGCAAGAUCCUCAUGCUACUGCCAAACAUCGCUGUAAGUUUUUUGUAUCUUUGUACAAAGCUUAUGUCAGUUUAGUUUACCAGUUAUAGUAAUAUAACUUUGCUUUUGGUCAAAAAGUUCGUAAAAUGGCUUUUAAUUAUCCAAAUUGGGUGAUUUUGUGGUUUUCUACGUAUUUUUCGACCUGAAAAAUGAAUUCGAUUGUUAUAUUGAAGAAUUUAUUUUCAGAAGACCGGAGCCCUUUUAUCGAUGACUCUUCAGCUGGGCCGCGACCUGCGCCCGGACGCCAAACUCCUGGAUCUGUUUUCGGUCUAG